Messenger RNA from Triticum dicoccoides, 913 nucleotides. RefSeq lists its product as uncharacterized. Gene Ontology annotation, molecular function: DNA binding; DNA-binding transcription factor activity. The record is from RefSeq and is a predicted model, not a curated record. The transcript has a single exon. Gene Ontology annotation, biological process: regulation of DNA-templated transcription. NCBI's taxonomy places the organism in Eukaryota, Viridiplantae, Streptophyta, Magnoliopsida, Poales, Poaceae. The coding region runs from base 262 to 750 and encodes 162 amino acids.
GAACGCCGAUAGAAAUAAGAAGAAGCGGGCCGCGCCCAGGUCGGGGUUCCGCGGCGUGUACCGGCAUCCCCGGAGCGGCAGGUACUCCGCGCAGAUCCGGGACCCGGAUCGGCGAGCCAAGCUGUUCUGGCUCGGCAGCUUCGCCACGGCGAGGAGGCCGCGAGAGCCUACGACAAGGCGGCUGUCACGCUGUACGGCGACAAGGCCGUAACCAACUACGAGCAGCCACGCACUGCCGCCAUCGACGGCGAGGAGUCGCCCAUGGACCUCUUCCCGGAGCUGCGCUCGAACAUUCAGGCCUGGAGGAAGGCAUUGGGCGCUCGGUCGAGGCACGCCGGCGUGCACCCGUAUCGCGGGGAGUACUCGGCGCAGAUCUGGGACCCGGUGUGGCUAGCUGACCAGGGGCUCGGCAGCUUCGGCGCCGCUGAGGAGACCGCCGGAGCAGACGACGCAGCGGCUGUCAGGAUGCACGGCGCGGCGGCCGAAACCAACUUCAAGCAACCACCGCGCUCGGCCGCUGCUGCGGAUGACGGUGAGGUGUCGGCCAUGGACCUCAACGACUUCCUGGAGGUGGAGCUGCCGGCGCUCGACUUCCUCCCUGACAGCAUCACCCCAGAUGCACAGCUGGACGAUCUCUCGACUGGCUUGCCCCUGGUGGAGUUGCAGCAGGUGGAUGAGCUCCUCGAGGACAUGGGCUUCACCGAUAUGCUGGCCAGGGCUCAACGUACAGGUGCUCCUAGUCCUACAUAGUGAGUUCGAUAGAGGCUUCACCAUAUAUGCAUGACAAAGUUCAGGCAACACUAUGCAUGCUUAUGCUGGGUAUUUGUUUGUGAUCUUAGUUUGGUAGUGGACGUAUGUGUCUGACCUGAUUGUGCUCUGUUAUUGUGAAGUCUUGGAAAGAGAAUUGGCAGUA